Messenger RNA from Entamoeba invadens IP1, 831 nucleotides. RefSeq lists its product as hypothetical. The transcript has 2 exons. The record is from RefSeq and is a predicted model, not a curated record. Lineage: Eukaryota; Evosea; Mastigamoebida; Endamoebidae. The coding region runs from base 1 to 831 and encodes 276 amino acids.
AUGAAAACCCAAUGCGAACAAUAUGGUGUUGAGAUUGUUACGUUUAGAGACAACACUCUCAACCUUCUUUUACAAGCAGAAAAAGUCCGUUGUGACAACGAGCUUGAGAGAAACACAUUCCGUAAGACGGAAAUACAAAACGUUUUUGCACAGCGAGAUAACGUGAUUGACUUAAACAUCAGUUCGUCUGAAAUAGAAGAACAAAUAUUGGAAUAUCACAGCAAUGAAUCUAACAAAGAACCCCUUUGCGAAUAUCACGUAAAAACAAAUUUCAGUGACAAAAUUGAAUUCGAAAAUUGUGAUGUCCUUUUAAAUAAAAAAGAAAAAGAACAAAUACUUAAAUGGAGUGGGAGGAGUGUUGGUGAUCUAAUUUUCACUUAUAAAAAUAAUUUAAAAAGUUGUAGUGUUAAACUUCGAGAGUGUUUUCAUGAAGGGAAUGGGUUUGUCAUUGCACUGCUCUAUGAACAGAAUGUGUUUGGUGUUGUUGUGACUAAAAAAGUUGAUAAAACGACGGACUAUGCAUUUGAUGAAGACUGUUUUAUAUUCCAAAUGAGAGAUAAUGGAGACAACAAUUACAAAAUGUAUAAAAUUAAAGCAGAAAAUUUCGAUUGGGCAUUUUCAGUUGGUGUAAAAUGCAGCACCAAGUUUUUUGAUGUUGGGUGUGGAGAUAUUAAUGUUGUUUACAACACUACAAACAAAAAGGUCGUUUGCAAGUGCGCACAAUCAUCAUUUGAUUACAAAAAUUGCACUCAAACGAUUUGUGGCGUGGAUGGGUCUGUAAUCUUUAAUAUACAGAAAUUUGUUGUGUACAGAUUAAAUGAUUUGGAUUGA